GCCAUCGCGCUAAACGGUCGCUUUGCCAGUGUUACAAAUUCACGUUGCGCUCGAUACGCCGACUCCGACUCCGAUGUGUGCUGGCGGUGAGGCCUCAACAAACAGACCAAUCAACUAAACAACCAACUUAUUUAGUUUACUAAUAAAUCAACAAUAUCGAAAAGAAAAAUUUAUACGCUAAUCAGCGCUGUGUGGCGUGUGAGUGUGUGUGCGCCGAAAAAAAGCUUAAAACGUUUGUGCACACAAAGAAAUUACCUGAAAAUACAGAAUGGAAUUGCAGAGUUUAAUAAAAGUAAAUUGAACUAAAUUGCGUACAAAAGGAAGUGAUGAAUUAGUGAAAAAGUUGUUGCAAAUAUUUUACUAAGCAACCGAAAGCAAGCUUGUGAUAUACAUACAUACAAUAUAUACGAAUAAAUACAUACCUACACAUAUGUAUGUGCGGUUCUUAACAAACGGAUUAUUAUAUAUUUUCCAGUAAUAGAUAAUUUCACAUUACAAUACUGUUUUCAACGGCGAAACACACGCACGUAACUGUAUCUGUGUAUGUAGAUAAUAUUGAUAACACUGCACGAGCUUUUCGUCUUUGCAAGGAUAUGCUGGCGAAAGCUUUCCUGAAGCAAAAAGUUUAGCAGUUUUUAGUUUUCUUAAUAUCGUCAUUUGCUCUCGUUCGCGUUCUCGCUUGAAUUUGGAGUCAUUUUUUGCCAAAGAGAUCCCUGCAAACUUUGAAGCGUUGCCAACCGGUUCAAAUUGAGUGCCGAAUAACUUAAUACAUGCGCCAGUGAUACCCAAUACUUACAUACAUUUGUUUUGGCCAUUUCAUUCUUGUUGUGUAAUUACUGUAAUUCCUGCAAAGCAACCACACACAGUUACGUUUUAAGUACAAGUUUAAAGUAAUCAAAGCGGAACCAACUAAUCGUAAACAACAUGGCAGCCGUGCAAACCAUCGAUCAAAUUAAGCUGGGCUUUAAGAUGGUCGACUUUAAAGUGCAACAGCGUCGCUUUCGCACCAACGAAAAAACAAUUGUCAGCACCAUAUAUGGACCCGUUAAAGGAGUUAAACGCAAGUCCAUCUAUGGCGAUUCGUAUUAUAGCUUCGAAAAGAUACCCUUUGCCAAGCCACCGGUAGGUGAGCUGCGCUACAAAGCACCACAGCCGCCAGAACCUUGGAUAGAAGUGAGAAGCUGUACGUCGCGUGGUCCAAAGCCAUUACAAAAACAUUUUGUAUUUCAAAUGACAGAUGGCUCGGAAGAUUGUCUUUACCUAAAUGUUUAUACAAAGCAUAUAAAUCCGGAUAAACUUAGGCCGGUCAUGGUGUGGAUUUAUGGUGGCGGUUUUCAGUUUGGUGAAGCUUCACGGGAACUCUACAGUCCGGACUAUUUGUUGCGCGAAGACGUCGUCAUUAUUUCAAUAACUUAUCGGCUAGGACCCUUCGGUUUUCUGUGCAUGGACGAUCCCGCUUUCGACGUGCCUGGUAAUGCCGGACUAAAAGAUCAAGUGAUGGCGCUACGUUGGGUCAAAGCAAAUUGCGAACGUUUCGGUGGCGAUAGCAACAAUAUAACAAUUUUUGGUGAUAGCGCUGGCGGUGCAUCAGUACAUUACAUGAUGAUCACCGAUCAAACGCGAGGCCUCUUUCAUAAAGCGAUUUCUAUGUCUGGAAACGCAUUAACUCCAUGGGCAGUUACGCCACAACAUAACUGGCCAUAUCGUCUGGCAGUGGCUGCUGGUUAUACGGGAGAAGAUAGUGAUCAGGAGGUUUUUGCUUUUCUACACAAAGCAAGGGGUGCCGAUAUAGUUAAGGCUAAUGAAGACUUAUGUUCCGACGAAGAGAAGCGCGAACGCAUUGGCUUUUCCUUUGGCCCAGUGAUCGAGCCCUAUGUGACAGACCAUUGUGUGGUGCCCCGAAAGCCAAUAGAAAUGAUGCGCAGUGCUUGGAGUAAUCAUAUACCAAUGAUUAUCGGUGGCGUGUCGAAUGAAGGGCUGCUGUUGUAUUCGGAAACGAAAUCUAACCCCAAACUACUUAAUGAACUCGGCGACUGUCGCUUUGUGGUACCGCUCGAGCUCGGCAUGGAUCGCGAAAGCGAAUUGUGCAAGGAAUACGGCAUGCAAUUGAGACAAGCAUAUUAUGGCGACAAAGAGCCCAGCUUAGAAACCUUACACGAGUAUCUAUUGAUGGUUUCACAUGAAUACUUCUGGUUCCCCAUCUAUCGCACAGUAUUGUCGCGUAUGACACACGCCACCGCGCCCACCUAUUUGUAUCGUUUCGAUUUCGAUUCGAAGCAUUUCAAUCAUCUGCGUAUACUCAGCUGUGGCAAGAAGGUACGUGGCACGUGUCACGGCGACGAUCUCUCCUAUUUAUUUUAUAAUUCUGUUGCACGUAAGCUGAAAAAUCAUACACGUGAGUACAAAUGUAUCGAACGGCUUGUGGGUAUGUGGACACACUUUGCCGCGCACUCCGAUCCCAACUAUGAUCCAGAGCACAUAGAUUUAUGGCAGCCUGUUACGAAAGCCUCUUUGGAGAAACGAAAAUUAAAGUGCCUUAAUAUAUCCGAUGAAUUGAAAGAGAUCGAUGUGCCAGAGUUGAAGAAGUUGUUGGUUUGGGAGAACUUCUACGGUCCGGAUCAGCUUAUAUGAACACUGAGAACCACAAGAGCUUAUCUAUAGAUUCAACGAACUUCCAUACCAAGAGAGGCGAAUCAACUUAUCAUAUAAUUGUUUUAACUUUAAAAUUUCUAAAGGAUUUUGCAUUGUCAAGUCAAAGGUAUGUACUGUUAGCAAAUAUUUAAAUUUCAAAGACGAAGCAUAAAAGGCAAUUUGGCUCGAGACAACUUUUUACAGAGCUCAAGUAAAAUAAUAAACAUUUUGUAUUGAAAAUAUUUAA
Bactrocera neohumeralis is the source of this 2878-nucleotide messenger RNA. RefSeq names its product esterase B1-like. Bases 925 to 2631 code for a protein of 568 amino acids. Gene Ontology annotation, molecular function: cholinesterase activity. The record is from RefSeq and is a predicted model, not a curated record. Lineage: Eukaryota; Metazoa; Arthropoda; Insecta; Diptera; Tephritidae. The transcript is spliced from 8 exons.